Zonotrichia albicollis (white-throated sparrow) is the source of this 1557-nucleotide messenger RNA. NCBI's taxonomy places the organism in Eukaryota, Metazoa, Chordata, Aves, Passeriformes, Passerellidae. The record is from RefSeq and is a predicted model, not a curated record.
AUGGGUGCCCCGACCUUGAGCCGCUGGGGGAUCGAUGGGUGUGGGAUGGAAUUCACCCCCGGGCACAGGGAUUUCAUCGCGGCUGCUGCCGGCAUCUACGAUGGGCAGUACCUGCAGGCACUGAAGGCUGACUGGCACGCCGACUGCUUCAGGUGUUGUGAGUGCGGGGCCUCCCUGUCCCACCAGUACUACGAGAAGGAUGGGCGCCUGUACUGCAAGAAGGAUUACUGCGCACGCUUUGGGGAGCUGUGCCACGGCUGCUCCGAGCAGAUCACCAAGGGACUGGUCAUGGUGGCCGGGGAGCAGAAGUAUCACCCCGAGUGCUUCAUCUGCCUCAACUGCCGCGCCUUCAUCGGGGACGGGGACACGUACGCGCUGGUGGAGCGCUCCAAGCUCUACUGCGGCCACUGCUACUACCAGAUGGUGGUGACGCCGGUGAUCGAGCAGAUCCUGCCGGACUCGCCCGCCUCCCGCAUCCCUCACACCGUCACCCUCGUGUCCAUCCCCGCCUGCUCCGACGGCAAGCGCGGCUUCUCCGUCUCCAUCGACCAGGGCUGCGGCACCGAGCACCCGCGCACCGUGCGCGUCCGAGAGGUAGACCCGGACUGCAUCAGCCCUGACAUGAAGAACUCCAUCCAUGUUGGUGACCGCAUCCUGGAGAUCAACGGGACCCCCAUCGGCCACGUCCCCCUGGAUGAGAUCGACCUGCUGAUCCAGGAGACGAGCCGCCUGCUGCAGCUAACCAUCGAGCAUGACCCCCACGAGCCCCUGGGCCAGGAGCCAGGGAGGAGCUGCAGCACGGACAAGUCCCCAGGCUCGGGCUCCGUGGGCUCUCCCGCGUCCCAGCGCAAGGACAUCGGGCGCUCCGAGUCCCUGCGCGUCGUGUCCCGCGCCCACCGCAUCUUCCGCCCCUCGGACCUCAUCCACGGGGAGGUGCUGGGCAAGGGCUGCUUCGGCCAGGCCAUCAAGGUGACGCAUCGGGAGACGGGCGAGGUGAUGGUCAUGAAGGAGCUGAUUCGCUUCGAUGAGGAGACCCAGAGGACCUUCCUCAAAGAGGUGAAGGUGAUGCGCUGCCUGGAGCACCCCAAUGUGCUCAAGUUCAUUGGAGUGCUCUACAAGGAGAAGAGGCUUAACUUCAUCACAGAGUACAUCAAAGGGGGCACCUUAAGGAGCCUCAUCAAGAGCAUGGACAGCCACUACCCCUGGAGCCAGCGGGUCAGCUUUGCCAAGGACAUCGCUGCUGGCAUGGUGGGUGCCACCAUGGGAUGGGCCUACCUCCACUCCAUGAACAUCAUCCACCGCGACCUCAACUCUCACAACUGCCUCGUGCGGGAGAACAAGAGUGUGGUGGUGGCUGACUUCGGGCUGGCGCGGCUGAUGGUGGAUGAGAAGAACCAGCCCGAACAUCUCAAGAACCUGAAGAAACCAGACCGCAAGAAACGCUACACGGUGGUGGGGAACCCCUACUGGAUGGCCCCCGAGAUGAUCAAUGGGAGGAGCUAUGAUGAGAAGGUGGACAUCUUCUCCUUUGGCAUCGUCCUAUGCGAGGCAAGGUAA